Aureobasidium melanogenum CBS 110374 is the source of this 1527-nucleotide messenger RNA. RefSeq names its product general substrate transporter. The record is from RefSeq and is a predicted model, not a curated record. The coding region runs from base 1 to 1527 and encodes 508 amino acids. Gene Ontology annotation, biological process: carbohydrate transport; transmembrane transport. The transcript is spliced from 3 exons. Gene Ontology annotation, molecular function: carbohydrate:proton symporter activity. Gene Ontology annotation, cellular component: membrane. Lineage: Eukaryota; Fungi; Ascomycota; Dothideomycetes; Dothideales; Saccotheciaceae.
AUGCCAGCUCUAAGUGAAGUGCUUCCAAAGAAUCCUGAUCGCUGGUACAAGCAGACUCAUCUUGUACGACUCAACUUCUGCGUUUUUUCACUCUUCAUGUUCGCUUCUGCUAAUGGCUACGAUGGCUCAUUAAUGAACGGACUCCAAGCAUUGAAGCAAUGGAACCACUUCAUGAACUCACCUGCUGGUGCUUGGCUGGGUUUUAUCAACGUCAGCUACUGGAUCACCGUUGGUCUGGCAAGUCCGGCUGUGGGCUGGGCCACUAACAAGUAUGGCCGCAAGCCGCCCCUCUACUUUGGAUACGUGUUUCUACUGAUCGCCACCGCGAUCCAGACUGGUGCUAAAGAUCCCGCUAUGUUCAUCACAGCUCGUUUUCUACUCGGACCUGCUACUGCCUGCUUUGGAAACGCAGCGCCUCUAUUGGUGGCCGAAAUUGCAUAUCCCACCCAUCGUGGAGUCGUCACCGCUUUGUUCUUCUGUGGAUUCUACGUCGGUGGCAUCAUCGCAGCUUGGACUGUCUUCGGCAGUCAGUACAUCCUAGGCGACUGGGCCUGGAGAUGCCCUUCCCUGCUGCAGGUGAUUUGUCCUCUUCUGGCGCUGCCUGGCUUGUAUAUGUGCAGUGAGAGUCCUAGAUGGUUGGUCUCUGUGGGUCGAAUUGCAGAGGCUCGGACCACACUUGCGAGAAUCCACACUGGAGGAGCCGAUGAAUCUUCGCCUUUGGUCAGUUUCGAGCUCGCAGAGAUUGAAAAGACGAUUCAGUCAGAAGCAGACGCUCAGGUCAAUGCAAGCUACACUGAUAUGCUCAAGACGGAAGGAAAUCGCCGCCGCUUGCUGAUCACAUUGACGCUUGGUUUCUUUACUCAGUGGGUUGGCAACGGAGUUGUCUCAUACUACCUGGCACUCAUGCUCAAGACCGUUGGAAUCACCAGCACACGCGAUCAGACUCUGAUAUCGGCCUGCCUCCAGAUCUGGAAUCUUUUGCUCAGCGCGGGCGCCGCUCUGUUGGUCGAUCGCUUGGGAAGGAGGUUGCUUUUCCUGAGCUCGUUCGUGAUCAUGCUCGUUAGCUACGUGGCAAUCACUGGCUUAUCAGCAUCUUUCGCAUCGACAGGCGCCUCUGCGACUGGCUUGGCAGUGGUACCUCUACUUUUUAUCUACUUCGCUGGCUACGACAUUGCCCUCACACCCCUUCUCAUCGCUUAUCCUGUUGAAAUCUGGCCAUAUCACCUUCGCAGCCGUGGCCUCAGUCUCGUGUGGGUUACAGUGGUCGUCGCAGUUGUUUUCAACACCUUCGUCAACCCUAUCGCUCUGGCCGCAAUUGGAUGGAAAUACUACAUUGUGUUUGUUGUGGUUAUUCUUGCAUACGGUAUCACUGUGUUCCUCUGCUAUCCAGAGACUCGCAACCACACUCUCGAAGAGAUCGCCAUCAUAUUUGACAAAGAUGAUACAGUGCUGCAGGGGUUGGAGAUGGACUCAUCAGAGGUCACGAUCAAGGAUAAGGGGGCUGAUGUCAAGAUCACUGACGUCUGA